AAAAAAGAUUGCGGGAAAAGUUGACAGCGAGAACACGAGUUUGGGUUUAAUUUUAACAGAUUUUGCAAAGUUAGAUUAAACAUGUCUAAAAUCACAGAAAAGGUGGUUUCUUCAAUGAGCCGUUCAGAGUUGGAGAAAUACCGGCACACACCAGGGACAGACCUUGCUGUCAAAAUUGGCAGAGCAAAAGAGAUGGAAGAGUAUGCAGGGUUGAAGGAUUACCUGCAGAAAUUGUCAGAUGAGAAGUCAGCCAAAAUCAAUGAGACUGACUCAGCUGGGAUGACCAGCCUUCACUGCGCUGUGGCCUUCAGCUCUCUGCCUUCUGUGAUCUUGCUGCUGAAAUAUGGGGCCAAAGUAAAUGUAAAAGACGACCUUGGAUUUACCCCGCUCUUCCUAGCCACAGGUCGCUAUGCAGACAAAGAGAUUGCUACACAUCUCAUACAAGAAGGCAAGGCAGAUGUGAACUCUAGAAACAAGACAGGAGGGACAGCAUUACAUGGGGCCGCUCUGAUGGGCAAUAAGGAAUGUUUGGAACUGCUACUAAAGCAUGGAGCUGACCCCCGAAGAGAAGACGAGGAUGGGACGACCCCGUUUGAACUGACGAGUGACGAGACCAUAUUGGGAAUACUGCACGAGGCAAUUGCGGAAUCGGACAGACAGAAAGAGGAAUCUGGUGCCCUAUGCUUACAAUGUGGAAAGCACGGAGAAAAUAUGAAGAGAUGCUCCCAAUGUCAGCAAGCUCUUUACUGCGACAGAAAUUGUCAGAUAAAACACUGGCACACCCAGCAUAAACAGCAGUGUGAAGGUUUUGUGUUAGCGAGGCCACACGUAAUGAACUGCGAUACAGACGAUGUUCAGAUGAGCUUCUAUCAUGUACACGGGUCCAGUAAUAGAAAUGUAAAGAUGUUCUCAAGAAAACCGUAUGAAGCAAACCAGAGGAUGGCAUUUCUGAAGAGAAAACGAUUCAUUGUAAAAGUACAGACUCCAUUAGGAACUGCUCAUAGAGAUAUGAUGGUCUACAAUGUGGAUCGCUCAUGUGAAGGCUUCAUCCAUGGCACUGAAAAAGGUUAUCCAAAACUGCAGAGUAGAAUUAAGAAGGAAGGCAUGAUGGGUAUUAAGGCUUUCUUCUGGGCGGAGAUUUGUGAUGACCAGAGCGGGGAAUUCAAAGUGUUCCAUGGGAAAACAGCCCCUUUUCAGAACUGGUGAUGGUUUCAUAGUGAUAAACAAUUAAGUGGAGAAAUGUUUUAGUUAAAAGAUUUAAGAUCUGACUUGAGUAUACAAUUGUAUGUGUAUUUGUCUAUUUUUUGUGAACACCAGAUUAGCAGGCUGCACCAGUUCAGAACUGGUUAUGAUUGAGAGGUGAAAAAUGAUUCAGGGAUGAAAAAUGAUUCAGGGAAUUGUUAAAAAGACUUGGUAUAGAGAUUUAUGUCCUUUAAUAUGAUAUUAUAUGUAUAUACAUUAUAUGAAGUUUCUGAUAUCAUAUUAGCUCUUUAAUAUUUCAUUACUGUCUUUGAAUGCUUGGAUCAUGAAGCACUGAUUUAAAAAUGUACCAUGGAAAAACUGCUCCAUUUUUCAGUGCUUUAAUUUUAGGUUGAUGGGGAAAAUUGUGUAUUUAGGUAUUUGUACAGUAUGGGUUCAGAGUUAAAGAUAACUGAUUG
Messenger RNA from Mya arenaria, 1658 nucleotides. RefSeq names its product cortactin-binding protein 2-like. Gene Ontology annotation, molecular function: protein binding. Gene Ontology annotation, biological process: regulation of gene expression. Bases 82 to 1206 code for a protein of 374 amino acids. Gene Ontology annotation, cellular component: nucleus. The transcript is spliced from 10 exons. The record is from RefSeq and is a predicted model, not a curated record. NCBI's taxonomy places the organism in Eukaryota, Metazoa, Mollusca, Bivalvia, Myida, Myidae.